AUGCUUCGCAGACAGAGGUCUGUUUCAUUCUCCGGUUCUCCGAUUGUUUUCGAUGCCUGCUUCGAUUACGACGAUGACGUGGAUGGCGAAAAGUUGGCGCCGUGCCAAGACGUUUGGUCAGAAGCAGAUGACGAAAGAGAAGAGCAGCAGGAGAUAAAAAUCGGAGGAACGGGUGAGUCAUAUCGAAUUUCAAUGUUGCCCAAACUAAAGAAAAAUAAACGGAAUGAAAGCUCCUGUGAAUGUGCAGUUCUCUUGCUGCACUAUGAAAAUUGAAAUAUGUUCUGAAACGUCGGAAAUUACAUGGCUGUAUUGUGAACCACCUCUUUUUCAUGAAAGAAUUUGGCAAACAUGAAAAAAAUAAAUCUGCGAUUGGAAUGUGUAAAUAACGACGUGACGACCUUUUUUCUCUAUUUCUUAUGACGUGGCUUUCUGUGAAAUGAAGCUUUGGAAGCUGCACUUCAGAAUCAGAAGUAUUUUCUAGUUUCAAGUGCGACCUUGGUGUAUAUCAUUCAAAAGCAAAUUUCUCGUUGACUACAAGUAUAACAGUAGUUUUUCUUGAAACGAAAUCUCCGGAGACUCCCGACGAUUUCACGUGGCAUCCAUCUCAAAUCGGACUAAUUCCAGGCGGAGUGCAGAAUAAUCUCUGAUUAGUUUUCCACAAAAACACUACGUUACUGAUGUGGAAACCUAUGAAUACAUCUAAAUUUCCGGAGUGAAUACUCAUCCAAAGGCAGAUGAUGUCGCUUCUGCUAUCUGCGUGUCCGCUUCACUCCACGCUGCCUUCUCAGUCGCCUUUUCAUGAUGCUCUUAAUUGUUGCGCCGGCAGUCGCCCCUUCAAAAUACGCGCGAUGAAUCGAUUCAAUGUCCAAAUAUGGCCACUGUAAAUAUCGGAAUUGUAUUGCCAUAUAAUAUUUGUUCUCUAUUGGCCGCGAGAAACAAAAAAGGCAUGUUAAUAAUAGAUACAAGAGAAUGCCAGUGAGUCCAAGAAGCUGUGUCUAUCGAUUUUCGAGUCUUCUGGUGUCACAAGACUAAGAGCCCAUUCCCAUUCUGAGUGGGCGCCGCAUAAGUAUUCCGAACUUUUACGACUUUAUCAUCACAUUCGAUUCCCACCACAUCAUGGGAUUCCUUCUUUCCUCUUCCUCCAGACCAUUCCUCUUUACUCUAUUUCUUGGCCCUUUUCAGGUGUCAUGGCAACUCUUCACAACAAAUUUGGAGCAAUUAUCCAAGAUGGAAUCGUCGAGGGCCAACGAUUGUUCCUCAGUUCCGAUCUGUGGAGGUUUCUGACAAAAAAGGAAGUCUAAACUUAAUUUGCAAUUUUCAGAUAUGCAUCCACUUCUACCCACUGCGAUCUGCUUAUAACUAUGCAAUUCUCGAAAGAUGACGUGGAAAAUAAGGCGUCUGUAAUGUGGCUGGUGCAGCAGAUGCGGGAGCACGAACCAAAUCUACGAAUCGAAGUUCGAUAUCACAGACUGAACAGUUGCUACGCAAUUUACCUGACUGCUGAUUACAAGAGGUAAUAGUUUUGAAUGACAAAUCCGAGGAGACCGAACGUCUGAUUAAUAAUAUUUUUAGCCUUUUGAAAGGAGCAGAACUGUGUCAUAUCAAGAAGGCAAUCAAAACGAAGUUCGGUGGUGGAAUGAGAGACUUUUCAUUCGAGGAAGCACAGUUUUUCGCCGGAGUCGAGGGGAAGAACACUUUUUUGUCGCCGAUGGAAAGAACGAUUAUUGUGAAGCAGAUGAUGGAUAUGAUGCGAGCAGGAAAGGGAGGAUUGUCUCUGAAGCUUCCCUCGCGGACUAUCACUUUAACCGAAGGGACUGCGAUCGUUCCAAGACUAAUAUCGAUGAAUGUGGUCCAACACGUGUCAGCCCUUCACAACACAGAAUUUCUGAAGCAUCUUCAGAAGAAAUGGGUGUUCUCUAUCGAUGAGCAACCGAUUGAUCAGGUCAAAGACUAUUUUGGAACUGAAAUCGCUAUGUACUUUGCGUGGUUGGGGCACAUGACAACAGCACUCUGGUUUCCGUCGCUACUGGGUAUCCUGAUGUGGUUUCUUGGAGGAUUCAAGUACAAGAACAAUCCGGGGGAUAAGCAAGACUUGUAUCAGGUGAGAACAUUCUCCGAAGCUUAAGCAUGUCGAUAGUUCAGCUAAUAUCCGACAUUUGUUUUGUGCUGUUUGCCUUUUUCAACUGCAUCUGGUCAACUAUUUAUCUGGAAUGGUGGAAGAGAGUUCAAGCUGAACUGGCAUUCAAAUGGGGCACUUACGAUUCCACUCAAGACUCGUACCUCCAGGAUCCGAGACCAGCUUUCCAGGGUGAUUAUCUGGCUCCCAAUCCUGUUUCUGGAAGAAUGGAGCCAUUCUAUCCGGCCUGGAAGCAUACGCUUGUCCGAUAUGGUAACUUUCCCACGCCGUUUCACAAUUUUCUUGAUUUUCUUUCAGUGAUUACAUACCCUAUCACAUUCCUAUGUGUGGUUGGAAUGUUUUUGACCAUGUUAGCUAUCUUCACAAUCCAAGACUUGGCGGAUUAGUGAGUUUUCAUUCGGCGCUUUCUUCGAGAGUAGUAUAGGUAUGAGGGAUUAUAAAUUUAUAAUACCAUUUUUGAUAUUUCUUCAUUUUCAACAUUAUUUCAUUCUCUGGUGUCAGAUAAUCACCCCAUUUACAACAUUUUCUUUCAAAUUUCUCUGAAAUUAGUGAAUUUUUGAAGCGCUCAAAAGCGCUUAUUCUCAAUAAUUUUUAUGCAUUUUCAAUCAAUUUUUUGUUGAGAUGUUGAAAUUUACAAUACCAACUUCUUUUUCUUUAAUUCGAUUAGGCAAAGUGUCUCUCAUGAAGAUGCCUCGGAAAUUCUUGAUUCCUAGCUUUUCUACAAGAUUGAGAAAGUCAAGAUUUGUAAGAGGUUUUUUGAAAAAAUAUAUAAUUUGUGCAUAAAUUUGAGAGUAUGAAAUGAAAUCAACAUCUCAACAAAAAAUUGAUUGAAAAUGCAUAAAAAUUAUUGAGAAUAAGCGCUUUUGAGCGCUUCAAAAAUUCACUCAUUUCAGAGAAAUUUGAAAAAAAAAUGCUGUAAAUGAGGUGAUUCUCUGACAUCAGAGAAUAUUCUCUCUCUCUAGAAUGAAAUAAUGUUGAAAAUGAAGAAAUAUCAAAAAUGGUAUUAUAAUCCCUCAUACCUAUACUACUUUCGAGUUUCUUUUAUUUUCCAGUUACUUCUCGGAUAUUGUCAUUCUUUCUUGGGUAUGUUAUCUUCCGAUGGUUAUCUAUGCUCUCAUGAUUGUGAUCAGUGACAAAAUCUACAGAAGGCUUGCUCUACUUCUCAACGACUUAGGUGCUAUUGCUUUUAAUCUUUUAAACAAAUAUUUCUACAGAAAACUAUCGAACUGAUGAUGAGUACGAAGAUUUUCUCAUCACCAAAAUUGUCCUUUUCCAAUUUGUCACUGCCUUCGGAUCUCUUUUCUACAUUGCUUUUGUGCUUCGAGAUAUGAAGCGUCUCCAAGAAGUAAACUGCAAAUUUCAAAAUCGAUUCCCAUUAGAUUCUUUUCUCUCAGACACUUGCUACCCUGCUUAUUACCCGUCAGGUUACUCAGAACAUUAUGGAAACUGUGGUUCCGUUUUUGCUUGAGAAACUGAAGUUGAGCAGUUUGACCUACAAAAUGACUAGAAGCAUGAGCGAUGGAACAUUGAGAAGACACGUGGAGAACGUGAGAAACAGAAGGCAGAACAGUGUGGAGAGUGAUCAGAGCCCGAACGGCUCCGGCUCCCUUUUCACAGUGGGAACUCCGCCGGGAGAUCAAGAAGUUAGACACCGAAAGAAAGAUGAACUGCCCCAGCCAACAGACAUGAACCAGCUCAGAACUCUCUCUUCCAUUUUUCGCGAAGACUUCUCCCUCAAAACGGAACGUCUUCCUCUGCCUGAAUUCAAGCCUUCUCAUGAUUCCAGUCCCGAACUGACACAGGCCGAAUUAGAGAGUGUUAUGUCUGUUUACGCGCGUCCGCUAGACGACUUCCUUGAGAUGUUCAUCCAGUUCGGCUACGUCCUUUUGUUCUCCCCGGCGUUUCCAUUGGCCGCAGUCUGCGCUCUUGUCAACAACCUCAUCGAAAUAAGAGUCGACGCGUUCAAACUGUGUAACACAGUCCAACGGCCUUUUGGUAGACGGGUAAAGGAUAUUGGCGCAUGGCAAAAAGCAAUGGAGGUAAGCGUUGUCAUUACGUGCACUAGAUCGUAAAGAAACGUUCCUCCAGCUUCUCGGAAUACUCGGAGUAAUUGUCAAUUGCGUUCUCAUCGGACAGUCAGGUCUCGUGCAGAGAAUAUGGCCAGACUUAUCCUGGGGUGGUCAGAUACUUAUUGUUGUUGUGCUCGAGCACGUCAUACUUGCGUCAAAGAUGAUCAUUGACAUACUGGUGCCGGAUGUGCCGCAUUGGGUUAGAAUUGAGACGGCCAAACAGGAGCAUUUCCGGAGAGAAGCUUUCAAAGUGAGCGCAUGUUAUUGCACAGCUAGAAAUUACGAAUUGAAUUGACUUUAGAGAGAAUCCCGACUGCUGUCACACACUCAAACGCCGCCAGAUCAAAAUCAGAACAAUCAAGCGGAAUCCACCACUCCAGAAGCAGCGGCCAGAUUCAAUCGUGUAGAUCAGAUUAAUCGUUCAAAGCGGAGAAGCAUCACUCCAAUGGUUCGACUUUCCAGUUUUACUCGGAAACCGCGGAACGAGGAGAACAACUGCAUCGACUGA
This is a messenger RNA of Caenorhabditis sp. 36 PRJEB53466, 4714 nucleotides long. The record is from the annotation of a GenBank genome assembly. Lineage: Eukaryota; Metazoa; Nematoda; Chromadorea; Rhabditida; Rhabditidae.